This is a messenger RNA of Cuscuta epithymum, 1461 nucleotides long. Lineage: Eukaryota; Viridiplantae; Streptophyta; Magnoliopsida; Solanales; Convolvulaceae. The record is from the annotation of a GenBank genome assembly.
UUGUGCUCGACCAACCCCUCCAAGAAGAAGAAAAUUGAACUCUCAAAACACUCUCCAUUGCUGCAACUCGAGCUCAAGCCAUAGAGGUCCAAGGAGGAAGAUUUGAGAAGGAAAAAUCUAGGAAAAGUGUGAAUAAUAAAGGAACUUGUAAAGGGUAUUUCAAGUGAUUUCACAAAGUUGGAAAGGUCGCCGGAGUUGUCGCCGGAGUUGACCAAAAUUCGCCGGAGUUUCACCGGAGUUCAACCAAGAAGGGUAGAACUUCAUAACGCUAGUUCAAGGUUGAAGCUAGGGCUUACUACCUGCACCUUUCUACGGGUGACAUCAAUCAAGGAAGACGUGAAAUGGAGGGUAGGCGAAUGGCAACAAGAAUUGACCCUAAGGGACAAGCGCCGGUAGCUUACCUUGAGGAUAGCCGGGCUGUGUCGCGAGCCUUUACGAGGAGAGGAAUAGGUCAUGGGGGCCGCGAGGGCCGCGAGGGUCGCCAAGCGGCAAGCGCUAGUCACGUGGGCUCGAUGUGUAACAUGAACACCAGGAGAAACGAACGUAGGCGUCAGGCUAGGCGAGAUCGGGCCACCUCCCAACGUGAUAUGACUGUCAGUCAAACCCAUCCUUGGGCAAACGACCAAGGAGGAGAAAGCACUUUUACGGCACCAGCAUCACCGGUAAAAAAGAAAAGGAACUCAAAGUGGCAUACGUCCUUUCCUUACUCUUUAAGAUCAUCCAAAUGUUCGAAUUGCUCUAAGAAGCAUUUCGGGAAGUGCAUCGAGCCCCCGAUGUGCUACGAAUGUGGGAGCACAACCCAUAUGAAAUUAAGCUGCCCAUGGAGGAGACAACGAGAAACAUCGCAAGCCGAUGAAGGGCUCACCGUGGAAGGAAACCAUACGGGACCAACGACGAGCAACGCUAUGUUCGGCAACCAAUGUGGGACCCAAACACGAGUGUACGCAAUGACCGAGGCGGAUGCGCGAGCAAACCCGGACUCCGUUGCAGGUUGAAGCUAGGGCUUACUACCUGCACCUUUCUACGGGUGACAUCAAUCAAGGAAGACGUGGUUCGUGCUUCCUCAUUUUAUUUCAAAUUACCAAACAUUGCUCAUGGAUAUUUUUAUUGUCAUAAACUAUUCUUUUGGGGCUUGCAUGCCCAUGAUAUUGGCCGGUUGUGGCUUAUGACUUACCGUUGAAUAUUUCCGCUAUUCAUUGGUUUAAAUGUGAUGUUGUUAUGUAUGUUUACCACUGAGUAUGGAAGGAUUAUUUUCUCGAACGCCUUGUGUAAUCAAGUGAGGUUGACUCGCGGGUGACGUCACUUGAUUAUGCGGCGGUUGUACACGCGCUUGGAUUGCGGUCUGGGGCGUGACAAUGGUACAUGUAUUUCCCCAAACACUACGUGCAAUUAGAUUACAACACGUAUUCUUGUAAUAUGUCUUUGGGUAUACCAAUUAUACAACCUUUUACACAUCUCGAC